This is a messenger RNA of Arctia plantaginis, 1191 nucleotides long. The record is from the annotation of a GenBank genome assembly. NCBI's taxonomy places the organism in Eukaryota, Metazoa, Arthropoda, Insecta, Lepidoptera, Erebidae.
AUGUUAAAAGCUAUCGUUUGUUUUAUUCCCAGGUGGGCGGCCUGGUCGGCAAUGGGAUGCUUCGGCUCGCCAGGCGGCAAGAGCAGUGAAGAUGACGCCAAGACACAAAAGCGCCGCAGCGAUGCGAUCACUAAGCAAUUGCAGAAGGAUAAACAGCUAUAUCGGGCGACGCAUAGACUUCUGCUGUUGGGCGCUGGCGAGUCUGGAAAGUCGACUAUAGUAAAGCAGAUGCGAAUUUUGCACGUUAACGGUUUCUCUGACAAAGAGCGCCGCGAGAAGAUCGAAGAUAUCAAGAAGAAUAUAAGAGAUGCAAUACUUACAAUCACGGGUGCCAUGAGCACCUUAACACCCCCCAUACCGCUCGAAAAGCAAGAGAAUAAGGCGCGUGUCGAUUAUAUACAAGAUGUAGCGUCGCAACCAGACUUCGACUACCCGUCGGAGUUCUACGAGCACACGGAAGCGCUGUGGAAAGACCAGGGGGUGCAGCGCACGUACGAGCGCAGCAACGAAUACCAGCUCAUCGACUGUGCCAAGUAUUUCCUGGAUCAGGUGCACAUAAUAAAGCAAGGAAAUUACACGCCUACGGAACAAGACAUUCUGCGAUGCCGAGUUCUCACUUCUGGCAUAUUUGAAACGCAGUUUGUAGUCGACAAAGUUAAUUUCCAUAUGUUCGACGUGGGCGGCCAGCGGGAUGAGCGGCGCAAGUGGAUUCAAUGCUUCAACGACGUAACCGCCAUUAUCUUCGUCACAGCCUGCUCGUCAUACAACAUGGUGCUGCGGGAGGACCCCACGCAAAAUCGUCUCCGGGAAUCGCUCGACCUUUUCAAGAGCAUAUGGAAUAAUAGAUGGCUGCGCACGAUCUCGGUGAUCCUGUUCCUGAACAAGCAGGACCUGCUGGCGGAGAAGGUGCUGGCGGGCAAGUCGCGGCUGGAGGAGUACUUCGCGGAGUUCUCGCGCUACAGCACGCCGCCCGACGCCGCGCCCGACGCGCGCGACCACCCCGACGUGGCGCGCGCCAAGUACUUCAUACGCGACGAGUUCCUGCGCAUAAGCACAGCGAGCGGCGACGGGAAGCACUACUGCUACCCGCACUUCACCUGCGCCGUCGAUACGGAGAACAUAAAGCGCGUGUUCAACGACUGUCGCGACAUCAUCCAGCGCAUGCACCUGCGGCAAUACGAACUGCUCUAA